Messenger RNA from Plasmopara halstedii, 438 nucleotides. Its product is annotated as glutaredoxin. Gene Ontology annotation, cellular component: cytoplasm. Gene Ontology annotation, biological process: cellular response to oxidative stress. Bases 1 to 438 code for a protein of 145 amino acids. The record is from RefSeq and is a predicted model, not a curated record. Gene Ontology annotation, molecular function: glutathione disulfide oxidoreductase activity. Lineage: Eukaryota; Oomycota; Peronosporomycetes; Peronosporales; Peronosporaceae. The transcript is spliced from 4 exons.
AUGGCGACUAAUCUGUGGUAUCACUUAGAGAGGGAUUUCUGGACCUCUAUUGCUGUUGAGAUGAACCCUCGAUGCAUCUUGUUUGUAGCCGCCCGCGCCGCGCGCAUCACGCCUCUUCGGUCACGUACACUCCAUGUCGAAGCAUCCAAGUCUUCUAUUAUGGAUGCCAUUGCUAAGGAGAAAGUGCUCGUAUUUUCAAAGACUCAUUGCCCCUACUGUGCCCGCGUCAAAAGCACACUAGAAAUUAUUGGUGCUAAGUAUCAAGUUGUUGAGCUCGAUACGCGUGACGACGGUACUCAGAUCCAGUCACUACUGCUGGAUCUCACUGGCCAACGCACGGUGCCUAACAUCUUCAUUGGUGGUAAGCACAUCGGUGGCUGUGAUGACAUCAUUGCGCUCCACGCCAAGAGCGAACUGUCUUCUAUGCUCCAGAGUUGA